Hibiscus syriacus is the source of this 681-nucleotide messenger RNA. RefSeq names its product protein FAF-like, chloroplastic. The record is from RefSeq and is a predicted model, not a curated record. Lineage: Eukaryota; Viridiplantae; Streptophyta; Magnoliopsida; Malvales; Malvaceae. The coding region runs from base 1 to 681 and encodes 226 amino acids. The transcript has a single exon.
AUGGCUGCCUGUGGGAGCAUUCAACACAUCUUUGAAAACCUAUUACCAGAAAACCCUACUUUGCUCGAAUCCCUCUCUUCAUGGAACCAAAUUAAACCUGUAGUGCAGCCUGCUUUCACUGAAAUCUUUGGCGAGCUUCAUUUCAACGAAAAUGUAUGUGUUUCCCAGUCUUGUUCUUGCUUUAAAGUUUUGGAUUCUCGGAACACUAGGAAUGGUACUAAUUCCCAUGAAAAUUAUGAAAAGAGUGAAGGCUUUUCAUGGAGCUCGGAGAGUCUUCAGUUAUGCACUGAAGGGCUUGGUUUUGAGAGCUCCGGUGAUGUUGAAGACAUGAAACAAGAUUGGGAAAACAAAACGAAGACGACGGCGAAACAUUCAACGAUGGAGAAUAUGUAUGGUGGAUUGAAGAGGUCAAGGGGAAGUGGAGGAGGAGGAUUUCCACCGCCGAUUUCAUGUAUAGGGAAAAGUGGGAAGCCAUGCGUUUGCUUCAAGUCUUACAGGGAUGAUGGCAGAUUUGUGCUGAAACAGGUGAGGGUUCCCACACAAGAAUUCUUGCAUGCGUGUAGGGAAGAUGGGCGUUUGAAGCUGCAAUUUGUGCAGCCAGAUGAUGAUGACGAAGUUUUGGAAGAUGAACAACUCGAGGAAGAAGAUGAACAAGGAACAGCACAAAAGCACGACUCAUAA